Gekko japonicus is the source of this 2277-nucleotide messenger RNA. It is a transcript of the gene CD93, whose product is annotated as CD93 molecule. Lineage: Eukaryota; Metazoa; Chordata; Lepidosauria; Squamata; Gekkonidae. The record is from RefSeq and is a predicted model, not a curated record. Bases 1 to 2229 code for a protein of 742 amino acids. The transcript has 3 exons. Gene Ontology annotation, molecular function: extracellular matrix protein binding; extracellular matrix binding; calcium ion binding. Gene Ontology annotation, biological process: cell migration. Gene Ontology annotation, cellular component: external side of plasma membrane; extracellular matrix.
AUGUUAGAGCCCCUUCAGACGAAAAUAGAUGUUCUAACUCAGAACAUCUCAGUACAGAUGGAAGAAUUUAAAAGCCAGAUAGUUGAGAAUAAAAAAGAAAUUGUUAAACUAAAACAAGCGAAAAAUAUUACAGAUGAAAAUAUGGAGGUGAUGGACCAACAGAUGCAAGAACUUAACAAGAAAUUUGAAUCAGUAGAAGAAGCGCUGAUGACAUUAGAAUUCGAGAAGGCGGCAUACUUGCUGAGGCUACAGAACAUUCCUGAAAAUCAAGGAGAGAAUAUCAAGGAAGUUAUAACAGCUACCCUAGCAGAGACGAUGGGAAUAACAGAAGAGGAUAUGUCGCAAGAGAUAGAACUACUUGCUGCAUCUCUCUCCAAAGACUCCUUAGUGCCACUGGAGCCGGCGAGGGGAAGAGCCCUCCGCUGGCUGCUCCUUCGCUCAGUCAAGAUGGCGAUUCUCCUCCAGACCGUCUGGCCCGGGCUGCUGCUGGGCCUGGUGGUCCAGCCGGGGCAGGCGGUGGAAACCCUGUGCUCUGAGUUCUCUUGCUACACGAUGCACUGGGGGAGCCUCAGCUGGCCGGAGGCCCAGAAGAAGUGUCAAAACAAUGGGGGGAACCUGGCGACGCUGAAGAGCCCGGAGGAAGAGCAGCUGGUCGGGCAGCUCCUGUCGAGCACGCCUGGGCGGGGAGCCGGCUCUGAGGCGGAGGUAAGGCUGUGGAUCGGGCUCCAUCGGGAGAAGGGCAAAUGCUACCAGGGGCAUCGGCCGCUGAAGGGCUUCGCCUGGGUGGCAGGAGACCAAGAGGCCGAGUACUCGAACUGGGCCCAGGAGCCCCGGGAAACAUGCACGGCUCAGCGAUGCGUCACCCUCCAGGGGCCUCCCUUCCCGGCCGGGGGCCUGGCCUGGGUGGAUGGCCACUGCAGCCGGUCCACUCAGGGGGAGGCCGGCUACUUGUGCAAGUUCAGCUUCCAGGGGAUGUGCCGCCCGCUGGCACUGGCCGGGCCAGGGGCCGUCAAGUACACCACCCCCUUCGGCGUAGUCACCGCUUCCCUGCUAGCUGUGCCCUUCGGCUCCACGGCUGAAGUGGCGUGCGGACCACAGGGGGCAGAGGUGCCCGAUGCCUUCCUCGUGUGUAAGAUGCAAGCGAACACAAACGGCAACACCUUUGAAUGGAGCAGCCAGGGCCCGCUGUGCGCUUCGCCCAGCCAUGGGUGCAAGUACAGCAACGGGGGCUGUGAGCACCAGUGCCUGGAGCUGGGCGGGGGCCUCUUCCGGUGCACCUGCCGCUCAGGGUACCAGCUCGGAGGGGACCGUCUUUCCUGCAUCCCCGUGGACUACUGCAGCUCCAAUCCGUGCCAGGGGCAGUGUCUGCCACACACCGGUGGCUUCGACUGCCUCUGCCCUCCAGGUUACGUGUUGGCUGCCGACGGCCGGAACUGUGUGGACGUGGACGAAUGCGCUGCCCCUCUGAACCCUUGCCAGCAGAUCUGCGCUAACACUUUGGGCAGCUUCACGUGUCUCUGUCGCCCAGGCUACAGACUGGCCGAGGCAGAUGGGCAGACGUGUCAGGACGUUGACGAAUGUGCCGGGGUCAAGCCGUGCGCCCAACUUUGUGCGAACACUCAGGGCUCCUUCCUCUGCUCCUGCAAGCCGGGCUACCAGCUGGAGGGCAUCAAUAGCUCUUCUUGUCUGGACGUGGAUGAGUGCCAGGAAGAGCCUUGCGAGCACAUGUGCAAAAACCUCCCAGGCAGCUACCAGUGCUUUUGCCGGCCGGGUUGGAGACUGGACCCAAACGGGAUCUCCUGCCUCUUGGCUACCACCACCAGCACUUCCGCCCCACCUGUCCAAGGAGAACUGGGGGACCCAAUGGACAUUCGUCCUGGAUCCGAGCCACCGCUGCCUGACUCUUCGACCCAAGCAGAACAAGAAAGGAUCUCCGUCUCACAGGGUACCACUUUUCAACCAGAGGUGCCCAGCAGGCCACUAGAGGCUGAAGACCAGGCCGGAGACGAGAGCGCACAAACAAACACAGGCAGCUCCAAGCAACUCCUGUAUUAUAUUUUUGGUGGUGUCGCGGCUUUUGUCGUACUGCUGGCUUGUGUUCUAAUCUUGGUCAGCUACAGGAAAACGAAGGUCAAGAAAGCCAAAAAGGAAGUGAAGAGUGCGGCUGACAAUUACUCUUGGGUGCCAGAUCAGCGGGAGGCCAGGGCAGGAAGCAACGAGUACAUGUAAUCAGUAUUCCCUCUAAGCUGAGUUAGUGUGAGCUAGCUCACAGUUUUU